AGAACAAUUAGUAGUCGGUGUAUAUUUAUUCCCUGAUGGAUGAAGCUUAUGACAACGGAUCACCGAACCAGGAAAGCUCUGAUUCAUCCUUUGAAGACGAUAUAGACAGUAUCGCACUCCUGCCUGAGAGAAAGACACGACCAAGAAGGCUCAGGCGGAGACGAAUUCGUAUAUUUGAGGACAACGGCGGGCAUCUUCGUACGACCAACAGAAUGUGUUCUCGGAGAACCAUCGUCUAUAGUACGAUCACGGCUGUUCUACUCAUUUGUGUAGUUAUAAUUUCUGUCUUCGUCAACCCUUCGACCUCUGAUGAGUUCGAAGAGAAAACCGAGAAAAGGAGUUCGGAGUUUCAGGAUGAGCCAGAAAAAAAGGACGAUAGUAGUUUUUAUAAAGAUGGGCAUGGAAGGAAGUUUGCUUGGCAGAAAAUCCGCCUUCCAAGCAGUGUAACACCGGAGGAGUAUACGGUUAUACUCCGACCGAAGUUAGAUCCAGAUUUUACUUUCUCUGGUAACGUGUCCGUACGGGUAAAAUGCAACGAAGACACAGACUAUAUAUUCAUACAUGCUAAACAAAUGCGGCUGACCAAAUUUGAGGUUUUAAACCAGGGAAAAGAACCUUUAAAAAUUAUGGAAACUGCCAACUGCGAAAAGCUUGAGAUGUUUUCCAUCAAGGUUAAGGGUGGCUUGAAAAAGGGAGAGAGCUAUGUUCUACAAAUCGACUUCAAUGCCGUGUUGGCAGAAAAGCUUACUGGAUUCUACAAGAGUUCUUAUAAGGAUAAAGAUGGAAACACUCGGUACUUGGCGACCACGCAUUUUGAGCCUACGGAUGCGCGCGCAGCGUUCCCGUGCUUUGACGAGCCCGCGCUAAAAGCGGUAUUUAACAUGGUGAUUUACCGCAAGGCCGAGCAUGUUUCUCUCUCCAACAUGCCAAUCAAGGAAACGUUCAAAGACAAGGAAAGUGGUCAGGUGAUCGACGUGUUCGAGCCAUCCGUCAAGAUGAGUACAUACCUUGUCGCGUUUGUCGUGUGCGACUUCAAGUCUAAGGAAGCCACCACCAAACGGGGAACUCUGGUUCGAGUGUGGGCCCCCGAGGAUAACAUCGAUGAAGGGGAUUAUGCUCUGUCGGAAGCAGUUAAAAUACUAUCAUACUACGAGAAGUUCUUUGCUGUGAGAUACCCUCUCCCCAAACAAGACCUCAUAGCGAUACCAGACUUCCCCACCGGAGCCAUGGAGAACUGGGGCCUAAUUACGUACCGUAUGACGUCACUCCUUUACCGUCCUGGGUUCUCCUCGGAUGACAACAAGCAGUGGAUAUCAGUCGUGGUCGCACACGAACUAGCUCACCAGUGGUUUGGAAAUCUUGUUACUAUGAAAUGGUGGAACGACCUAUGGCUGAAUGAAGGAUUUGCAAGUUUUGUCGAGAAUAUCGGUGUGAACCACACGACCCCUGAGUGGCGGAUGAUGGAGCAGUUCUUGCUGGAUAAGACGCAACUAUCCAUGAACCUAGAUCAACUGAGCAACUCUCAUCCGAUCAGCGUGGUCGUCAAGGACCCCGCGGAGAUCAACUCGUUGUUCGACACCAUUUCUUAUGACAAGGGAGCAGCUAUUAUCCGCAUGUUGAAGAGCUUUCUCGGCGACGAUGUCUUCCAGAAAGGACUUCAGAAAUAUCUGAACAAGCACAAGUUUGGUAACGCCGAGACGAACCAGUUGUGGGAUGCAUUUACUGAGGAGAGCAGCGUCUCGGCGAGCUCCACGAAAAACUUCCGGGAUGUGAAGUCUGUCAUGGAUACGUGGACCCUGCAGAUGGGGUUCCCUGUGGUGACGAUCAAGCAACGGGGCGACUCCGCCGUAGCUUCCCAGAAGCACUUUCGCAUCCACCCCAAAGUCAAGCCUAGCCUCAGGUCACAGUUUGAUUACAAGUGGAUCAUACCAUUCACCUAUUACACACAGAACGACAAGACCAAGAAAAAUGCGUGGAUCGAGAAAGACAACGGUAGAGAAGGGGAGGGGAUACUUCAAUUUGACUACAACCCCGCUACCUCCGGCUGGAUCAAGGCGAACUACGAACAGCAUGGCUUCUAUCGAGUCAACUAUGACGCCGAGAACUGGGAAAGACUAAAACAGCAGCUCGACACAGACCACGAGAAACUCAGUGCUGCGGACAGAGCGGGCCUUUUGGACGACGCCUUUAACCUCGCCAGGGCGGGAGAGCUACCGCUGACUACUGCACUCGACCUGACAAAGUACCUGACGAAAGAGGAGAUGUAUGUCCCUUGGGCGGCGGCACUAAGCAACAUGGGAUUUUUGGAGAGUCGUUUGUGCGAGAACGAGGAACACAUGACUUUGUACAAGAAAUACGCCCUGCAGCAGCUCAAACACAUCGUAAGGAAACUAGGUUGGGACGACAAAGGCAGCCAUCUACAGAAGUAUCUUCGUUCCUACGUAUUGAAGCUGUGCGCUCGUUAUGGCGAUGUUGAAUGCGCGACUGCUGUCAAAAGUCGCUUCGAUGAUUGGAUGAGAGGAGAAAGCCUGCCGCCAAAUCUCCGCUCGGUGAUAUAUGAUACCGGCGUGCACUUGGGGGGCGAGAAAGAGUUCAAAUACAUGUACGAGCAGUACAACAAGUCCACAGUCGCCGCCGAGAAGCGCAAACUGCUGUUCGCCAUGUCCGCCACUCAGAACCCCGCUCUCAUGAAAAAGCUUCUGGAUAUGAGUAUGAGCACACAGAUUCGCUCUCAAGACACCGUCUCCGUCAUCACAUCCGUCGCUUCCAACUGCAAGGGACGUAACCUCGCCUGGGACUUCGUUAAGAAACACUGGAAGACGUUAUUUAAAAGAUACGGCCAUGGGUCAUUUGACUUCGCUCGACUCGUGUCUAGAACCACGACUCACUUCAGUACGCCACAGAAGCUGAAAGAGAUCCAAGAAUUCUUCAAGAAACACGAACUUGGGUCAGGUAAACUGGCGUCCAAGCAAGCAGAGGAGGGCGUCUCUUCUAACAUAGACUGGAUGAAGAACAAUACCGAGGUCGCACUCAAAUGGCUGGAGGAACAUACUGGAGCGGAGUCCAAACCAGCCGACGGCGACCUGGGCGUGGCUAACGUGGAGCGCCUGGAAAACAUACUCGCACCUGAGGGCUUCCAGGAAGAGUACCAGGACCGAGAAAACCAGGAAGAGCCGUACCAGAACAAACGUUACUAUAGCAACCAGCAUUAUGGGCGUGGCGAUGACCAGGACCGCAGGUUUAGCAAUGAGUAUAAUGAUGAUGAUUAUGAACCGGAGCGGCGUAGUUACGAAUAUCAAUGAAUACCUUAAUGGAAAUUUAUAGACCACUUUCCACAUAUGGCCUAAUUAUCCCGAAUAAUAGCUUAAUAAUAGUUAAGAAGGCUGAAAGGAAUAACACAAUACUUUUUUUCUUAGUCUUAUUCACAUGCCAUUGUUCGUGAUGACUAUAUAUGAAAUGACCUAUUCUCUAAUUAUGAGGGGGGAGGGGAGGGGGGUAAUGAGAAGGUUCUACUGGGAUUUCAUUUACCACAGUGAAGUCUAAUUUCAUUUACCAUCAUGAGGUCAUACUCGAAAACCCAGUGGUCUUUCUGCGGCUGAUGAAAGAUAGUGCCGGAUUUUCGAAUACGACAGUGUAGAGUGUGGACAUUAUUGUUAUGUGCGCCCUUGGAUCUUCUGUCGGUACAAUCAUUAUAACGUGGGAGUUUAUUUUUUUAGCACAAAUAUUCAGUUAGAAGUAAAAGGGAGAUAAAAACAUAUCAAAGAAAUGUCCUUCAACCUUCGGGAAUAGAUAACCUGAUUAGUCUAGUCCCUGGGCAAAUUUGAAUGCAUCAGCUUUAUUUAGCCAGUAUAUUAAAAUUAAUGUACAUUGGUUUUAGCUGAAUUUUAUUCAGUUCACGGUGAUGUUUUGUGUCAUUCUACGACACUUUUAUUUCCACCUGUAUGUCAGACGCAGAUAAACACUUAUGGCGAUACUCUUCGGUUUUUCCAUUGCACUAAAAGUAUUUCAUCUGUUGUCAUGCGGUUGAACCUGUAUGUAACUUGCAAUGAUUUUCUGUGGUGUCUAAAAUUGUGAGGAUUUCUCUGGCGAAUUCAUAUAUUUAAUCUCUGACUUCUGGUUGCUAGUAAUUCAGAGGGUGUGCCAGUCAAGUCAAUGGAGUAAAAUUGAAAGUUUUUUUUUGCAUAUUCGAGUCUGUAAAUACAACACGGGGGUAUCUCUAUUUUUAUUCAAUCAUACAUUUUCCUUUUCGCCUUUUAUUCUUCAAUCAUAUUCUGUAGACGUAUCGAUAUACACUUGUGGUAACUCGGUAAUGGAUUUUCGGAUUUGUCUGUAUACUCCAAUGCAUAAAAAACGAAAUGACUCCAUUUAUUUAACUUUUAUCUCAGAUAAAAGGUCUUAUUUAUAAGGGGACGGAUUGCAGAGCAGAUCACUCCCACCUAAUGUGUAACUAAAAAUGUUCUUCAUAUUCUUUCAAAUUUGACAUAUCCAGCCUUACAGGGGAGCUAAUUAUCCCGGACUUUGGCUUUGUAAUCGAUGCACCGAAAAGAGCAUCUUGUAUGUGGGAAACACUUAUCGUAAUCUUCUUGUCAUAGCAGGGGCGUGUCCAGGAAUUGGGGAAGGGUGGGUGUAGCUUGAAAGAAAAAAAGCCAAAAGGGCCGGCGUUAGAAUAGGGGCUGGUCUCCCCUUUCUUGGCCACGCCCAUGCUGCUGUGGCGGAUCCGGGAGUACUUCGCUACAAUUAUUUACUCUAUUUGGUAAUACAGCGUAAUAAUAUAAGGACACGUGAUGUACAAGUGACACAGUCGUAUAACCUGAGAGUACACGUGAUAUACACGUGACGCAGAGCUCGUGUCUAAGUGCUGAAGGAAUCCUAUGACAUCAUUAUGUUGCUAGACUUAUAGAUUAUUAAAUGAUUCAUUUCUCUUUAUAAAUACAUUUUUUAAAAUUCUGGACCCGCCCGAUAAUGAUCGCUGUUAUCUUUUUGACAAUAGGGUAAAUAUGUAUUUAUGUUAAGGGAAUCUUGAUGUAUCCUAGCCUGGCGGUAAGGGAGUGAAGUAGUAGCGUUUCUUCCUCGUCUCGUAGUACCACAUUGGGGGUAUUAGUUAAGCAUGUGCAUGCUAGUGUUGUAAGGGGGAUGGUAAAAUAAAAAGUAAAUCAUUA
Molecule: messenger RNA, 5159 nt
Organism: Nematostella vectensis (starlet sea anemone)
Lineage: Eukaryota; Metazoa; Cnidaria; Anthozoa; Actiniaria; Edwardsiidae
Product: glutamyl aminopeptidase
Exons: 19
Coding region: 36-3302 (1088 amino acids)
Biological process (GO): peptide catabolic process; proteolysis
Cellular component (GO): cytoplasm
Molecular function (GO): peptide binding; zinc ion binding; metalloaminopeptidase activity
Source: RefSeq, a predicted model, not a curated record